AUGCUUCGUGUUGGAGGUAAUACUUCCAAGCGUCUUAUCGUGUUCGUUGACCAUGGUCCAAAUGGUAGUGGCAAAAGUUCACUUUUCCGGGUUCUUGGUGGCCUCUGGCCAUUGGUAUCUGGCCACAUUGUUAAACCAGGGGUCGGUUCUGAUCUUAACAAGGAGAUCUUUUAUGUCCCACAACGGCCAUAUACAGCUUUUGGAACACUUCGUGAUCAGUUGAUAUAUCCCCUUACAUUUGAUCAAGAGAUUGAACGACUCUCCUAUGAGGGAAUGGUUGAACUAUUAAAAAAUGUUGACCUGGAGUACUUGUUGGAGCGUUAUCCACUGGAUAAGGAAAUAAAUUGGGGUGAUGAACUUUCUCUUGGUGAACAGCAGAGGCUGGGAAUGGCUAGACUGUUCUUCCAUAAGCCUAAGUUUGCUAUUCUUGAUGAGUGUACAAGUGCAGUCACUACUGAUAUGGAGGAACGUUUUUGUGCUAAGGUUCGAGCAAUGGGGACGUCAUGUAUCACUAUAUCCCACCGCCCUGCUCUAGUUGCAUUUCAUGACAUAGUUUUAUCAUUAGAUGGAGAAGGAGGGUGGAGUGUUCAGUACAAGAGGGAUGAUUCAUUAGAUUCCCAUGGAAAUGGUCCCAAUUCAAUUGUAUCAUUCCAAACUGAACGCCAUAGUGAUGCAAUUGCUGUUCAAAAAGCCUUUUGUAGCUCUGGAAAGGGAAACAAACUCCCAAAAUCUAAGGUUCAAUCUUAUUCAUCGGAAGUAUUGGUAUCUUCUCCUCUUAGUUGGGAUAAAGCUCAAUUACCCGUUGUUCCUCAAUUGAAAAAUACUCCAAGAGCUUUACCUCUAAGAGUAGCUUCAAUGCUAAGAGUUUUGGUACCGACAUUGCUUGAUAAACAAGGUGCACAGCUCUUUGCAGUUUCUUUACUCGUUAUCUCGAGAACAUGGAUAUCUGAUCGCAUAGCUUCUUUAAAUGGAACUAGCGUCAAGUAUGUGCUAGAACAGGAUAAGGCUGCCUUUAUCAGAUUGGCUGGCAUCAGUGUUCUUCAAAGUGCUGCAUCAUCUAUUGUUGCUCCUUCUCUAAGAUACCUGACAGCCAAACUUGCCCUUGGAUGGAGAAUUCGGUUGACCAAUCAUCUGCUAGAAAAUUACUUGAGAAACAUGUCUUUUUACAAGGUGUUUCACAUGUCAGAUAAAAAUGUUGAUGCAGAUCAGCGAGUAACACAUGAUGUGGAAAAGCUGACCGCUGAACUUGCAGGAUUGCUUACUGGUAUGGUAAAGCCUUCUGUUGAUAUUCUUUGGUUCACUUGGCGGAUGAAGCUUCUAACUGGUCGAAGAGGAGUUGCGAUAUUAUAUGUUUAUAUGCUUCUAGGGUUGGGCUUCCUGAGAAGUGUUGCUCCUGAUUUUGGUGAUCUCGGUAGCAAAGAGCAACAGCUUGAGGGAACCUUUAGAUUCAUGCACUCUAGACUUCGGACACACGCUGAAUCAAUUGCCUUCUUUGGCGGUGGUUCUAGAGAAAAAACUUUGGCCGAUUUCAAAUUUAGGGAAUUACUCGAUCACUCCAAGGUCCUUCUGAGGAAAAGGUGGUUAUAUGUUAUACUAGAUGAUUUUGUUACAAAGCAACUUCCUCACAAUGUCACAUGGGGAUUGAGUUUAUUGUAUGCUUUAGAGCAUAAUGGAGACCGGGCAUUGACUUCUGCACAAGGGGAGCUGGCUCAUGCACUGCGAUUUCUUGCUUCCGUAGUUUCCCAGAGCUUCUUGGCAUUUGGGGAUAUUCUUGAGUUGCAUAGGAAAUUUCUUGAACUUUCUGGUGGUAUAAAUCGAAUUUUUGAGCUUGAGGAGUUGCUUGAUGUCUCUCAAAGUGAUAUAUCUCUUCCUGCUGCUUCAGUAUCCUCUGAAGUGAAUGUUAUUCCCAAACAAGAUAUUAUUUCCUUCUCCAACGUUGAUGUCAUUACGCCAGCGCAGAAGCUGUUGGCCGCGAAGUUAACUUGUGAUGUUGUGCAAGGGGAAAGCCUUCUUGUUACUGGUCCUAAUGGAAGUGGUAAAAGUUCCAUCUUUAGAAUACUUAGGGGUUUGUGGCCGGUUGUCAGUGGAAGGCUUGUGAAACCAUCCCAGAAUGUCAUUAAAGGGGUGCAACCAAAAUGUGGCCUGUUUUGUGUUCCUCAGAGGCCUUAUACUUGUCUGGGAACUUUAAGGGAUCAAAUCAUCUACCCGCUUUCUCGUGCGGAUGUGGAGGAAGGGAUGCGGAGAACAGGUGAUUCAUCGAACAUCUCUUCUCUUCUUGAUUCUCGUCUGAAGUCCAUUCUUGAGAGUGUUCGAUUGGUUUAUCUCCUCGAUAGAGAAGGUUGGGAUUCCACUCCCAACUGGGAAGACGUUCUUUCACUCGGUGAACAGCAAAGACUCGGCAUGGCACGGUUAUUUUUCCAUCAUCCUAAAUUUGGCAUCCUUGAUGAAUGCACCAAGUAA
Molecule: messenger RNA, 2460 nt
Organism: Phalaenopsis equestris
Lineage: Eukaryota; Viridiplantae; Streptophyta; Magnoliopsida; Asparagales; Orchidaceae
Product: ABC transporter D family member 1
Exons: 17
Coding region: 1-2460 (819 amino acids)
Biological process (GO): fatty acid beta-oxidation; peroxisome organization; long-chain fatty acid import into peroxisome
Cellular component (GO): peroxisomal membrane
Molecular function (GO): ABC-type transporter activity; ATP binding; ATP hydrolysis activity
Source: RefSeq, a predicted model, not a curated record